GCCUUCAUAAGACUGAACUUGCUUCCCCGCAAACUGUUUCCCAAAGAGGAAAGGCAAAUUGAGCAAAAUAUACAACGAAGUACGAGAAAAGCUUCCGCUUUACUUCGUCUUCUUCACUUCGAGGAUGCAGCAGGAGCAAGAAACGAGCUCCAGAUCAUCCAGCUCUGGCUUGCGCGUGGAAAUCAAAGAAGGGAUGGAGAGCGACGAGGAAAUCAGGAGAGUGCCGGACUUUGUGGCCGGCGAGCAGACGGGACUGUCUGGCCGCGCGCGCGCCUGCGGAGGCGCCCCCCCCGCCGGUCCGUCGGUGGCUAGUCAGAGGAAGAGGGGAAGGAGUCCGGCGGAAAAGGAGCACAGGAGGUUGAAGAGGUUGCUGAGAAAUAGGGUAUCGGCGCAGCAGGCGAGGGAGAGGAAGAAGGCGUAUUUAAGCGAUUUGGAAGAGAAGGUGAAGGAAUUGGAGAGGAAGAACAUGGAGUUGGAGGAGAGGCUAUCCACGGUUCAAAAUGAGAACCAGAUGCUUAGACAGAUUUUGAAAAACACAACCGUGAAUAGAAAGGGGUCCACCAGUUCUUCGAUUGGAGAAAGCCUUUCAUGAUCGAUGGGAAAGUUUGUGGGCAGAAGCCAACAUUUAAUUUAAUUUUUUUUUUUUUAAAUUGCUCUCGUGUUUCGCUUAGAUCACAAACUUCACCUUCUUUUGUGGAUGUAAUUAGAAGCAAUAAAGAUGCUUACAAGAAUAUUAUGCUUUUGCACGUCUAUAUGGGGAAAUGUUAGAAGUAGAUAU
This is a messenger RNA of Phalaenopsis equestris, 778 nucleotides long. Its product is annotated as transcription factor HY5-like. Gene Ontology annotation, cellular component: nucleus. Gene Ontology annotation, biological process: regulation of photomorphogenesis; response to far red light; response to red light. Gene Ontology annotation, molecular function: DNA-binding transcription factor activity, RNA polymerase II-specific. NCBI's taxonomy places the organism in Eukaryota, Viridiplantae, Streptophyta, Magnoliopsida, Asparagales, Orchidaceae. The record is from RefSeq and is a predicted model, not a curated record.